CCCCAGAGCGCGCGCAUACUAUCGUGAUAAUUACCCGAAAGUAAGUGUAACAAUUGCAAAAGCUGAAAACUCCCAACAGUCGUUAAUCAACGACCGCUUGAUGGAGUUUUCAAAUUGUCACUUCACGCUUUUAUAAAUAUACGUUUUCGUUUACUUAUUUAUUUAUUUGAUUAAUAGUACUAUUAUUAAAAUGAAUUUUGUUUCCGUUAUUUAUUUUUUAAUUGCGUUUGCUUGUACAACUAAAGCGUUAGAUGAUCCAAUUGUUCGAACUUCAUUUGGUCCAGUUCUGGGUAAAUGGAUGUCAAGUCAUUGGGGAUACAGAAUUGCUGGUUUUCUGGGUAUUCCUUAUGCUCAACCACCACUUGGUUCCCUUCGUUUUGAGAGACCGCAACCGUGGCAUCAAAGCUGGACAAAACUCCGCGAUGCUACGGUCGACGGCCCUCAGUGUCCGCAAUUAAAUGAUGACGGAAUCGUUGUUGGAGAUGAAGAUUGCCUACAUCUAAAUGUUUUUGUACCUGAAAAUGCUAGCUCGGAAAAAUUGCCUGUUAUGGUGUUUGUUCACGGAGGAUCAUUUGUUACUGGAAGUAAUAAUAGUACAUUACUAGCGCCAAGUUAUCUGUUGGAUCGAAAAUUAAUUCUCGUUACAGUUAAUUACCGACUUGGUAUAUUAGGGUUUCUAAGCAGUGGCAAUGAGGCUUCACCAGGUAACUAUGGUAUAAAAGACGUACUUGAAGCUUUAAAGUGGAUACAAGGUAAUAUCGAGAACUUUGGUGGUGAUCCAAGUUCAGUAACACUGAGUGGAGUGAGUGCUGGUGCUUCAAUAGCUCACCACUUAGGACUUUCUCAACGCACAGAGGGUCUCUUUGACAAGCUGAUCACUCACUCUGGUGUAGCAAGUGCACCUUGGGGUAUACAUCCAACUCAUCACGCGAAAACCCGUUACACUUUCGUUGCACUAGCUGCUCAACUUGGAUGCGGUCCUGUCCGUAAAAUUACCGACUUCGACUACGCAUUUGGCGAGUGGAAAGCCAACGAGACCAUCACCGGUGACGAUAAGGACAUAAUAAAAUGCCUACGUCGGAUGAGUUCCGAACGAAUCACUCAACAGCUCAGUUUCUUUCAAGUAUGGCAUAAGAAUUCGUACUGUAAUUUUGGACCAACAGUUGAAAGUGAUUCUGAAGGUGCUAUUGUCGUACGACAUCCACUGUCUACUAUUAAGCAAGGAAAAUUCCGUGAUAUUCCUUGGAUCGUUGGAGUGGUUUCUGACGAAGGUUUACUCAAGUCAAUGAGUUUAUUGACCGACGAACAAUUGCUCCAUGAAUUUAAAACUAAAUUUGGUGACGUGAUAUCACUGUAUCUAGAAACUGAAGAGAUCGUUAUGAAUACCACGAAAUUCGCAACGGAAUUAAUAAACUUUUAUUCUCUAUUCGAUGACAAUAUUUCUGAUGAAGAGUUCACUAGCAAUUUAACAGCGAUGACAGGUGAUGGAUUAAUGAAUUAUUGGAUUUAUGAAGCCUUAAAUGCUCAGGCUCCGAAGAUGAAAUCAAAUGUUUUUUUCUAUGAAUUUGCAUACGAGGGUACUUACACCUCAACUUAUGCAUAUCAAUAUCCUCAGCGAUAUGGUAUUGAUCAUACAGACGAUUUAAAUUAUUUGUUCCCAAUAAAUAAUGUUAAAUUUGCGGAUCUGCAAUUGCACAACACAGCUAAAGAUGAAACAAUGAUAAACAUAAUGGUUGAAAUGUGGACUAAUUUUGUUAAAGAUGGAAUACCAAGCGCACGGCUAACACCAGAUUGGGAACCGUAUCGAGAGGAUUUCCGAUUCAUGAAGAUUGGCAUGGGAAGAUCGCCGGAUAUUUCGAUGAAGGAGGGCUUCCUGCCGAUUAGAAUGAAAUUCUGGCGCAAUCUCAUGAGUAGUGUAACAGCACCCAUGGAACUUAUUUUUCCUCCUCAGAAAAAUGAUGACAAGAAUAACGGCAAUGAUCAUUACGCAAGCGCCGCCAGUCAAUCUUAUCCAAAUUUACUUCAUCCCUGUCUCAUACUUUCAAUAGUCAAUUUAAUUUAUAUUUUCUGUAGUUAAUUCCACUGCAUUUAGACAGUUCGGCAUGGCAGGUGCAACCUCACCUCCGAGUCCGGCGAUCAUCAAACAGAUCAUCGCUGGACUUGUCUAUUCUCCAACCCAAAAAUAUUAAUCUAUAAGUCGAAGGCAUUAAAAUAAUUUUGUGUUAUGACCAACAAGCUUGACUUAUACCCGUAAAAAAUAUUUUUUCAAUGGGUUGGAGCCUCACUGGUGCAUAUCCACUUGAUAGAUCGUCCAUGAAACGAACAAACAAAUAAAGUAAUUACUCUCUUAAAUUUGAAAUAGUGAAAAUACUGACUAUUCACUGUUUACUAGUGAAAAAUACAUUAUUAAUUCAAAUAGUCGUAUACUAUUAACUGCCAAAUAGUCACUGUCACGUGAUUUUCACUAAUUCGUUUUUAGAGCGUAAUAAAAAAAUUAUAAAAAUAAAAAUAGUUUUAAAAAUA
This is a messenger RNA of Microplitis demolitor, 2523 nucleotides long. Its product is annotated as esterase FE4. Gene Ontology annotation, molecular function: hydrolase activity. The transcript is spliced from 9 exons. The coding region runs from base 191 to 2077 and encodes 628 amino acids. The record is from RefSeq and is a predicted model, not a curated record. Lineage: Eukaryota; Metazoa; Arthropoda; Insecta; Hymenoptera; Braconidae.